Molecule: messenger RNA, 2816 nt
Organism: Schistosoma margrebowiei
Lineage: Eukaryota; Metazoa; Platyhelminthes; Trematoda; Strigeidida; Schistosomatidae
Source: the annotation of a GenBank genome assembly
GUUACCACAUGUGUCCUUGAGCUGAAACGACAUAAUGAAUUUGUAAACUACUGUUACUUGAUAAUGUUGUCCACUAGAUAUAAGGAGUCCUCUAAAUCCAUUGGUCAAUUUUCUGUGGAUUCACAUAGACCCAAAAUAACGAAAUCAUGGAGUUUACGGGAUAGUUUUUUUGGUUUGAGACGUGGUCGAGGGUCGAUUUCGGAUACUCAUGAAUGGCAGUAUAUUGCCCCAAAGCUGUAUCAGUUAGAAGAUCAGUUUCAUCAUCCAGCUUCAAAAUGUGAUGUUUGGCGUUCUCUUUGCCCUCAAGAGUUACCUAGUGCAGCUGUUUAUCCUACAAUAUCUGUUCAUAGUUUGUCUAAUAAAGUCUUUGCUUCCUCUACAGGCCCCAAAAAGGGCUUGUUAGCGGUGAAAAAGUGGCAUAGGUCAAAGGACAGCCACAAUGUAUACCAUUCCAACUACUGGAAGACAAUAGAGAAUCGAAAAGCACAUGGGAUAUCUGUUUCUCUAUACGAGAAAAAUAUAUUUACUGGAAAACCAAAUGGUGGUCCCAUUGCUGAUGCAUUUGUUGUACGAGCUCGACAUGAUUCUGCCUAUUUAGCUGUGGCAGAUGGUGUAAAUUGGGGCAACGAAUCAAUGAAAGCUGCUAGAUCGGCAAUUUCAGCUAUUUACACUUAUUUAGAAUCGCAUUUAUUUGGUUGUAUGAAAGAGAAACACAACGUAAAAGACACAAGAGAUGCGGCCCAAUUAUUAUUUGAGGCUUUUUCUUUUGCCCAAGAGGAAAUUGUAUCCGUUACCACUGGUCUUACUACUCUUUGCGUUGCACUGAUUUUACCGGUACUAACAACUACAACCUAUGAAUCACAUGGAUUAACAAAUGAACAAACUUCAGCAUGUGGCAAAGCUCAAUUUUCUGUUAUAAUAGCAAGCGUUGGUGAUUGUCAAGCAUUUCUUUUAAGUAAAUUCCAUGGUAUACGUGAAAUAACCGGUUGGGUAAGAACAUCUGUCUUGUCGUCUGAUAAUUUAUCAACACAAUCAAAUGAACAAAACAAAUUGGAGAAAAUACUUGGACCACCUGUACGGGAUUUUCGAGAUACUGGUGGUGCAUUGGGUGCUGUGUAUAAAAAUGGCAAUCCAGAAUUAAACAAUCUUAUAUGUGCUGUAACACUUUGUGAUCCAGGUGAUAUAGUUCUACUUGGAUCAGAUGGACUAAUCGAUAAUUUCGAUCCAGUUAUUACACAACUAGCUGUUCCUGAAUCACCGCAUUUAGAUUUUGUUGAUGAAGAAAAUGAACACGAAGGACAAGAAGGUGAUGAAGAGGAAAGCUCAUCCAUUGAUGAUAUAGGUAUUCAUGAAGUAAACAAUAACAACAAAAAUUCUGUCAAAAGUACUUCAUCUUUAUCUUCUGAUUCUUUAAGGUGUAAUUUUAAUAAAUCGCCAACUUCACCAUUAUGUCGUCCAUCCAAAUCAUUGCUACAUAAUUCUCCUUUAACUCCACCACCUCGAGUAAGUAUUUGGCCACAACCACCACCCCCACCAAGUGAUCCAACAAAAUUAACUUAUACACCCGUUACAAAUAUCAAUACUACUAACAGUAAUAAUAAUAACAAUAAUACUAAUGAUAACAAUGAAACUGAGACAAUUUAUGCACAUCAAAUUAACUUCACCAAUCAACUUGAAUUAAACUGGUAUGAACGUAGAAAAUAUGCAGCGAAAGAAUUAGAACGUGUGUGGCAUGAAUUAGAUAUUAGUACAGAGAAUGCUAAUAGUAAAAAAGGUACUUUUAGUUCCAAAGAUUUAUGCGAAGCACUAAUUAAUCAUGCAUACAGAAUUACAACAAAACGACGUGAAUGGUUAGAGAAUCCGGAUUAUGCACAUUUAAGACAAAAUCAAAAUGUAGUACAAGACAAUAAUAAUAAUAAUAAUAAUAAUAAUAAUAAUAAUAAUAAUAAUAAACACUUUGAUAAUACUUAUUCAACUGAUUCACAAAGAAAAUGGUUUAAUGAUAUGCUUAGACGUAUGCCUGGUAAAUUAGAUCAUGCAACUGUAGUUGCCUAUGAAGUUGGAGUUUAUCGUGGUAAUGAAAAUGAAGUAUAUGAAGAGACAGCUCAUCGGUUUCUAGCCGCAAAUAAUUCGAACUCUCCAACUAAUCACUCAAUUAUAACACAUUCAGAGCCAUAAUAAUAAUAAUAAUGAAGUAACUUAAGAAAAAGCACACUAUACUUGUAUAUACAAUAAGUGAUCUCAGAUAUGAGAUAUUCCCAUUUCCAUUUAUUUAUUAUUUGUUUUUUUUUUACUUAUUUUGAAAGAUAGUUCUUAAUUUCUUUUUUUGUAUAGAUAUAUAUGUACUUUCGGUGUUGUUUAUCUUCUCGUCAUAUAAAAAUAGGUUACUAUGUUGAAAGGUGGUUAUUAUUUUUUACCAAAUUAUGAGUAUUUAUAUCAUUAGUAGCUUUUAUCUAUAAAUAUGAAUAAGAUCAUACUAUAUAAUAUAAACAAAAAUACAUGUAUAUCCAUACCUUCAUUCAAUGUCUCAAUCCCGACAUAAAUCAAUGUUGUUUUUUUCUUUUCUAUAACUACGCUUAUAUAACCAGUCUACACUUUUCUCUUCAUAAAAAGAAUGAAUAUCUAUUUAAAUAAGAAUCUUAUGUUAUUUAUUUUUGUUAUGUACAGUACAUUGUAAGCUUUUAUGCUAAAUAUUUUAAAAAGAAUGAAUGAAUGAGCGAAUUAUUUAUGUAUUCUAGAUUCAUGUCUUCAAAUCUAGGCUUAUUUCGCAUAAUAUUCAUUGACCACCACUAUAUCUGUGCUCGUUUAGUACAUUG